UGGCGCCGUCAGAAACGCCAAUUUUGAACGAUAUGCCAUUGAGAGAUUAACAUUUGAGAUAAUCAAUAGCACAUAUUGGCACUGCAUUUUUAUCACGAGAAUGCAGGGAGAUCACGUGAUGAAAAUAUUUGCACACUUGAAGUAUGAAUUUGCUAUCGUGAUAAAUUGGCCACCUGCAUUUUUAUUGACCUUCUCCUCUCAUUCACGAUUGCUGGAUGAUUAACGCACCUCUACAAAGAGCACAACAAAUAGUGAUAAUUAAAUUGGGAGCAUCUCCCAUAAAAAAUACUGUGACCAAAAAUCGGAAGUGUGUUUCGGUGUUAUCAUGAAUGAGAGUGCGGUCCAGGUGAUUCCACUGGCUACGAUUGGAUGCUCACAUAAUCUGACUUUAAAAGUACUCCAGGAAUGAUACUGCAGUGAUAAAAUUUCCUGCGGAUAUAAGACAAGGGUAAAACGGUAACAGAUCAGUAUCGAAUAUUUCUCUGGAACGAUGAAAUCGGCACUUGUUUUCACGAAAAUCUGGCUCGCUUUCAUAUCGGUUGGGGCUUCGGGAAAAUUGAGUGCUGAGGAGGCUUCGGUCGAGAGCCCUUCGGCAAUUGCUGCAUUGCUAAUCAAUGAUACCUACAAGUAUCAUGAGGAUGCUCAUCUCAACGCCCGACAACUUAUAUCGAAAUAUGGAUACAGAGGCCAAACUCAUAAAGUUACGACCAACGACGGGUACAUCCUCGAAUUGCACCGGAUAACCGGUCCGAAAUCGAAUCCAGAGCCCGAGGGUAAACCGGUAAUUUUCGUGAUGCACGGGCUGUUGUGCAGCUCAGUCGAUUGGCUCAUCUCCGGGUCUCAGAAAGCACUGGGCUUCAUGUUGGCGGAUGUGGGCUACGACGUGUGGCUGGGCAACUCUCGGGGGAAUACUUUCUCCCGUGGUCACACAAAAUAUUCUACCCUUGAUAAACAAUAUUGGAUGUUCAGUUGGCACGAAUUCGGUACCGAGGAUCUCCCCGCGAUGAUCGACUACAUCUUACAGGAAACAGGAAGGGAGAAAAUAUUCUACGCCGCUCACAGCCAAGGGACGACCGCCUACUUUGUCAUGGGGUCGGAAAAGCCGGAAUACAAUGAUAAGAUCAUUGCAAUGUUCGCUAUGGCACCAGUGGCCUAUCUCGGCCACAUGAAGAGUCCAUUUUUUCAGGUUCUCUCACGGAUAGAUAAACUUGUGUCUGGUGCAAUGGCGGCUCUUGGAUAUUACGAAUUCAAACCUAUAGACGGUCUCAUAAAAGAAGUCGCGACCAUCGCCUGUCAAGAAGACAUUUGGACGCAGGAAAUAUGUUUAAAUGUAAUAUUUCUUGUCGCCGGAUUUGGCAGCGACCAAAUGAACAGAACACUACUGCCGGCCAUUUUGGGUCACACACCUGCAGGUGCUUCCAGUCGUCAAUUCGUCCACUACAGCCAACUCUUCAAGUCAAAUAAAUUUCGGCAGUACGAUUAUGGACUAUUAAAGAAUUAUUGGAUGUACGGACAGAGAAGUCCCCCGGCUUACGAUCUCUCGAAAGUUACCAUUCCUGUCAUUCUUGCCUAUGGGCUCAAUGACUGGCUGGCGGAUCCUCAGGACGUCCACCGCCUGGCGGAGGAGUUGCCUAAUGUCUACGGCAAGCUGAAGGUGCCUCAUGCGAGUUUCGGGCAUUUGGAUCAUCUGUGGGGCAUCGAUGCUCCUCGAGCAGUCUACUCUCAACUGGUAGAGUUCCUGAAACGCUUCAGGGAUUGAGGGUUUAAUUGCAAAUAUAGAUUGUUAGUCAUUGAUGUUGUUGACUGGAUUUUGCGAGGAAAUUUGAGAAAUAUACAUUAAAAAAACAAAAGUAGUUUAAUUACUUUAGGAAUAAAUAGGAAAGAUCUUGAUGAGGGAAACUGAAACGUCAGCUUGUGAAUUGUUUUCCCAACUGUGGGAAAACCGGAAUAGUAAAUAAACUAUGUGAUAAGAACUGAA
Messenger RNA from Diachasmimorpha longicaudata, 1978 nucleotides. RefSeq names its product lipase 3-like. The transcript has 6 exons. Gene Ontology annotation, molecular function: hydrolase activity, acting on ester bonds. Lineage: Eukaryota; Metazoa; Arthropoda; Insecta; Hymenoptera; Braconidae. Gene Ontology annotation, biological process: lipid metabolic process. Bases 491 to 1759 code for a protein of 422 amino acids. The record is from RefSeq and is a predicted model, not a curated record.